Galleria mellonella (greater wax moth) is the source of this 952-nucleotide messenger RNA. RefSeq names its product cyclin-Q (gene koko). The transcript has 2 exons. The record is from RefSeq and is a predicted model, not a curated record. Gene Ontology annotation, molecular function: cyclin-dependent protein serine/threonine kinase regulator activity. Lineage: Eukaryota; Metazoa; Arthropoda; Insecta; Lepidoptera; Pyralidae. Gene Ontology annotation, biological process: regulation of transcription by RNA polymerase II. The coding region runs from base 98 to 853 and encodes 251 amino acids. Gene Ontology annotation, cellular component: nucleus.
UGUAGUAAUAAAAAAAAAAAGAUAUCUUCUCUCUGGUUAACCUCUUGACUCUUGUGAUUGUGUUUAUUUCAAUUGUGUUUGUAAUUGAAAAAUCAAUAUGAAAGACGUGAUAGAUGUGAUAGCUUUACAAAAUAACAGACGCGAAAAGCGUCUGCCGGAUUAUAGAAGUGCUCCUGGCCAUAGCUUAGCUACAAAUUUUGUAUUCGAAUGUGGAAUUAAACUUGGUUUACAACCGGCUACCGUUGCCACAGCAGCGAUAUUCUACCACAAGUUUUUCAAAGAAGCCGAUAAAAACGAUUAUGACUGUUAUGUGAUUUGCACAGCUUGUCUUUGUGCUGCUGGCAAAUCUCGAGACGAACCUGUGAAAUUACGGGAUGCGGUGAAUGUUGCACACAAUUCUAUAAAUCGAGGCGCUGGCCCAUUAGAGUUAGGUGAAGAGUACUGGUUAUGGCGAGGGGCUGUCGCACAAGCGGAGUUACUUGUGCUACGAUUACUAGGCUUCAAUUUAGAUGCGCCUUCUCCUCAUCGCUAUUUAUUACAUUACUUACGUUCACUUCAAGAAUGGUUCCCCGCUGCUCAAUGGCGGUCGGCGCCCGUAGCACGUACUGCAAUGGCAUUUUUACAAGAUUUCCAUCAUUCUCCAUCAAUUUUGGAUUAUAGAGCACCACAUAUUGCAGUGGCAUGUUUGACUUUGGCCUUGCACGUACUAGGAGUGUCUGUACCACUGGCGUCGACAUUAGAUGAUGAUGCUGCUUGGUACUCGGUAUUUACAAAAGAUUUGCAAAAAGAAAAGAAUUGGGAAAUAAUGGAGAAAAUCAUGCAAGUGUACAGCAGGGAACCAGAGCCAAUUUGAAUGAAUUAUAGGUUUGAAAGAUGGACUGAUCAUUUGUUGACUGAUAUGUGCAUUCUGUAUGUCUUACAGAAUUUUAUAUAAUAAACUAGUUCAUAAAAA